This is a messenger RNA of Pocillopora damicornis (cauliflower coral), 1577 nucleotides long. Its product is annotated as tRNA pseudouridine synthase Pus10. Gene Ontology annotation, molecular function: RNA binding; pseudouridine synthase activity. Gene Ontology annotation, biological process: tRNA pseudouridine synthesis. The record is from RefSeq and is a predicted model, not a curated record. Lineage: Eukaryota; Metazoa; Cnidaria; Anthozoa; Scleractinia; Pocilloporidae.
AUGGUUUUUUUCGGCGGUGGGAGAGAAAUUGAGAGCAUUUGUGUAGCUUGUCUUGGUAUCUUGGAAAAGGCUAAUGAAAGUGCUUUCAUUGAUAAGAUACAAUCAGCAGUCAAGAGUAGUGGUCAUCAGUUUGAUAGUUUUGUGUUGGCUGUUUCUGUGUCGCAUUCCUUGACUCUUCGCCAGCACUCAUUAUCCAUAUUUCUACAAGAAAAAUUCAGUUCAGCAUUUGACAGAAAGGAACUGGAUGAGAUCCCAAGAGUCAAGGAUGUGUUCAAAUGGGUUCUUGGUCCAAAACUAGAGGAAAGAUUACAAGUUAACUACAAGCCAUUGAGCCCCUUCAAGAUUUCAUUGGAUUUUACCCAUAAAGAUGCAGAGAGAGAGGUUGAGUUUCUAAAUGAUUCACCAAAGUCAAGGCUGCGACAACGGAGGAAACGACGUAAAACAGAAAACAAUCCAGAGCAAGGAAAACUUUCAUCGUCAUCUGUCAACAAAGCUCUUGCGGAACUAUCAACUGUGGAUCUCCUAAAAAGAGUCACCGACUGCCCACCAAAGUCAGCUCAGUCACCCAUUGAGUUAUCACAGAUAACAUGUGGUCACGAUUCCAUCUAUAUUGCAGGAAGAUACAACAAGUAUUCACGAACUCUUCCUCAAACGCCUUGGUUAAUCGACAACGUUCGACUCCGCGAGUCGUCAGUUGAGGAAAAAAUAUGUGACCUCCUGACAGCCAAGGUCAGGUGUGACGAUCAUAAAUUCGCCUCCGCCGGACGAGAAGACGUUGACGUGCGCAUGCUCGGUAACGGAAGGCCCUUUCUGGUUGAACUGAUCAAUCCGCGCAUUACUCGUCUGAAGGAGUCUUUCUUCGCUGAACUUCAAAGAGAAAUAAACUCUUCAUGUUCCGACGUUGCCAUCAGAGACCUCCAGCAGGUUACAAAGGAGCAGUGUCUCGCCCUGAAAGACGCGGAAACAAACAAGACUAAAACUUAUCGGGCGUUGAUAUGGACUGAAAACGAAGUUACUGAAGAACAGCUUCAGAAACUUAAUGACAUGAAGGAUGUAAAGAUUUAUCAGAAAACUCCUUUGCGUGUAUUGCACAGGCGUCCUUUGGCUGUGAGGGAGCGAUACAUUUUUAGCAUGAAAUCAGAACGGAUCGACUCCAAUCACUGGAAUCUUUUUCUUAAAACCCAGGCAGGAACUUAUAUCAAAGAGUUUGUUCAUGGAGACUUCGGAAGAACGAAACCAAGCUUGGGAGAUUUGUUAAACGCUGAAACGGACAUUUUAGAACUGGAUGUAGAGUCAGUGGAUGUCGACUGGCCUCCAAGGAAAGAUGAUAACAGUGCAUUAAACGACAAAAGUUAACUUGGUUGUCGAAUGCCUCCUAAUUUUUACACGCGAACCGCUGGUCAGAGAGUCUGGUCAGCAUUAAAAACAUUUGGCGUCACCUCAUAUCAGGCAAAAUGGCGGAGUGCUGUGGAGGCGUUUUGCGUCGCGAUGAACCAAAAGAAGUAAGACUAUCAUGACGACGAUAACGUUACGAUGAUGAUGACAAUGAUCACGAUGACUAUGAAGAUGAUGACGAU